Molecule: messenger RNA, 1162 nt
Organism: Vicugna pacos (alpaca)
Lineage: Eukaryota; Metazoa; Chordata; Mammalia; Artiodactyla; Camelidae
Gene: SNRPN
Product: small nuclear ribonucleoprotein polypeptide N
Cellular component (GO): nuclear speck
Molecular function (GO): RNA binding
Source: RefSeq, a predicted model, not a curated record
GUGUCACCUGUACCCGAGGCGGUCACAGCAGCAGCAGCCCCAGCAAGUGCCUGUGGUGGACUUCCAGGCGGAGCUGAGACAGGCAUUCUUAGCUGAGACGCCAAGAGGUGGUUAAAGCAGUGUUGGAGCACCCAGGUAGCUGAUUGCAAGCGGAAAGAAAUAACAGGCUCCAUCUGCUAUCUGAAGCUUCUGCCCCAGCUUGCAUUGUUUGUAGGAGAACCUGCGUCAUACCUUUAUCUGUAGCCUUCCCUUAGGUCUUAAGGAUCCUGAAACUUUUCCUGUGGACAUUGGACUUGGUGGAACAGCAAUCAUGACGGUGGGAAAGAGCAGCAAGAUGCUGCAGCACAUUGACUAUAGGAUGAGAUGCAUCCUGCAAGAUGGCCGGAUCUUCAUCGGCACCUUUAAGGCUUUUGACAAGCAUAUGAACUUGAUCCUCUGUGACUGUGACGAGUUCAGAAAGAUCAAGCCAAAGAAUGCAAAGCAGCCUGAGCGUGAAGAAAAGCGGGUUUUGGGUCUGGUGUUGCUGCGUGGGGAGAACUUGGUUUCCAUGACUGUGGAGGGACCACCCCCCAAAGAUACUGGCAUUGCCCGGGUACCACUUGCCGGAGCUGCAGGAGGCCCUGGGGUUGGCAGGGCAGCUGGCAGAGGCGUACCCGCUGGUGUUCCAAUUCCCCAGGCUCCUGCGGGGUUAGCAGGCCCUGUCCGAGGGGUUGGGGGGCCAUCCCAACAGGUGAUGACCCCACAGGGAAGAGGCACUGUGGCUGCUGCCGCUGUUGCUGCUACAGCCAGCAUCGCUGGAGCCCCGACUCAGUACCCGCCGGGGCGGGGGACCCCACCCACGCCUGUUGGUCGAGCAACCCCACCUCCAGGAAUUAUGGCUCCUCCACCUGGUAUGAGACCACCCAUGGGCCCACCAAUUGGGCUUCCCCCUAGUCGAGGGACACCAAUAGGCAUGCCCCCUCCAGGGAUGAGACCGCCUCCACCAGGAAUUAGAGGUCCACCUCCCCCAGGAAUGCGUCCACCAAGGCCCUAGGAUACUGUUGAUCCUUCUUAAGUCACUUUUUUCCUGCAAUGCGUCUUGUGAAAUGUGUGCAGUGUUUGUGAGCUUUUGUCCCCUCUUUGCUGCAUUAAUAUUAGCUAAUAAAUGCAUAGAGCAAUUAAA